ACCUCCUCCAUCACCUGUUGGACAAGUCUCCAGACCUGAACUGUCACCAUCAGCUCUUGGAGGAAAAGAAGAAGAAAAGAAGAAAACACCUGAGAAGAAAGUAGCUUCUGAAAGUAAGAAGGAAAAGGAAGAUGUCAAGAAGAAAACUUCUGAAAAGGAAGCUGUACUUGAGGUUAAAAAAAAAAGAGUCUGGGAAAGCUCCUGAAGCCAAACAAGGGACUAUAAAAGUGGCUGCACAAGCAGCAUCCAAAAAAGAAGAAAAGAAGGAAGGCUCUAAGAUAACGAAGACAGCAGACGCAGAGCGUUCCAAGGAAAAAAAACAGGAAAAGAAAGACAAACAUGUGGAAUCAGCAAAAUCAACAAAGAAAGAAGCUUCAGCUCUGAGUGAAAAACAAGUAAAAUCAAGAACUGAACGAAGCAAAGCAGAGGUUGCUGCUGCCUCAACAAAAAAAGCAACCACAGGAAAGAAGGAAGAAAAAUCAAGCAAGGCAGCCGAGCAAGAAGCUUCAAAAGAAAAAGGUGGGAAGACUGCUUCUGGCCUGAAAGAAAAAGAGACUACUAAAGGGAAAGAAGUAAAGGCUGCAACUUUCCUAAAAGACAAAGAACCUGAGGUUAAAAAAGAGAAGACACCUAAACCAGGAAUGGAAGCUAAAAAAGAAGAGAAGACACCUAAACCAGAAGCCCAUGCUAAGAAAGAAGAAAAACCAGCCAAACCAGCUACACAGAAAGAAGAAAAACCAGCCAAACCAGCUACACAGAAAGAAGAAAAGCCCAUAAAGCCAGCUACACAGAAAGAAGAAAAACCAGCCAAACUGGGUAUACAGAAAGAAGAAAAACCAGCAAAACCAGGUGCACAGAAAGAAGAAAAGCCCAUAAAACCAGCUACACAGAAAGAAGAAAAACCAGCAAAACCAGGUGCACAGAAAGAAGAAAAAACAGCCAAACCAGCUGCUCCAGACAAGACUAAAGCAUACAUACCCGAGGCUAAGAAAGAAGAAAAACCAACAAAACCAGCUGCUUCAGACAAGACUCAAAUAUACAAACAAGAUACCACAAAACUGGAAAAAUCUGUUUCUCAAUUUAAAUCAGAGGAAAAAAAUAUCAAGCAGGUAAAAGCCACUACAAUUGACAAAACAGUCUCCAUAGCCAAGCCCAAAUCAACAAAACAAACUGAACAUCAAAUAAAAGAAACAUCAGCUGCAAAAGCAGUGGUUGCAGAGAUCAAAGAAUCAGACAUGAAAAAAAUGGAAAAACCUGAAAAAGGAAGCAAAGAAAGAACAGCUCCAAAGAAGCAGCUGAAAGAGCACAAAGAGGUCUUUGAUGAAGUGCCAUCUUCAAAGAAAUCAAAAGAGGAAACUGAAGACAUGACUUCCAUGAAGAAAGAAAAAACUCCCAUCAGUUUCUUCCAGUGUGUCUACUUGGAUGGGUACAAUGGAUAUGGAUUCCAAUUCCCUGUCACACCAGCGCACCAAUCUGGGAGUUCCAGUCACGCAAAGUCACCAGGACAGAAGCAACAAGGACAAUAGGCAUGCAUGUAUGGUCCUAUGAGUUCGUCAGAUUCUGAGUGUUAGAUCUUCCCAUAUGAUCCAUCAGAGUACUACCAGUGUGACCCACUGGUUCAUUUGUAUUUGAAAACAUUUUAUUUCCUCACCUGUUCUUUUGAGAAAUUAUGGACAAGGUUACUAAGUAGGCAUAUUGAAGCACCUCUUGUGUGAUUUUUGUUGGCGUGUGUGCAUUUAAUUGCCUCUACAAUUCUACUUCCUUUGCCCUGGAGUACAGGUUUUUCUGUAACAUGGACAAAUUUUCAAGGCUAUGUAAACCUAAGCUUUGAGACACUCAUUAAGGUGGAGCUAGGUAGCUUAACCUUGUUUACACGUAUUUAUAUUUAAGGUGUGGCGGCUGAACCAGGCCAUCUUUACUACACCAUUCUGUUUAAGAUCCUCAUGUGUCUUUUUCAGUGCUCAAAGAAAACAGUAAAUAUGCUAUAUAAUACAAUCCAACAAACACUUAUUAAGUACCUACUGUAUGCUAUGAGCACUGUGCUAGGUAAUGAGGAUACAGAGACAAAUAUGAAACAGUCCUUGUCUUCAAGGAGUUUACAUUCACUGCCUAAUAAGCCUAUCUACAGUUUAAAUUAUGCCAUAUUCAUUUGCAGCACUGCAUAAUUCAUUUGGACAGUACUGGUGCAUUGUUUGUUUACUGUUUUUAGCAAACACAAGGUAACAUUUUCAGAUAUCUUCAGACAGCACUAUAUAACAGCAAAAAAAACCACGAAAAAAUGGCAGAAACUUCAUAAUAAUCACUGAGAAUAGGUAAUAUAUGGGCAAACAUAUUUUCAUUCACUUUGAUAAAUCCUUUCUGAGGAGUUUGUUUUCUCAAAGUGGAAAAUCUUUGAAUGUCAGCAAAGAAGGAAGAAAGCCCUUCAGAUAGAAGUGCUACUCCUUGAACAUUUUAUUUUUUUUUUCUAGACAGUCAAUCGUCAGUGCUAGGGAAAGGGAUAACAUGACUUUGAACCUCAUGAGAGUGUUUCACUAGAAAUGGGAUGUUGAUGGUUGUGCUCCUUUUUGGCCUCCCUAGAGCUGUAAAUACCAAUGUUUCUUGACCACAUUUCUCCAUGGACUGUAAAAUCCAUAUAGCUCUGACCUUCAUAACACUUAAGGUUGCUAUCUGAUUUAUGACAAAGUAACUCAGAAAAUAGAGUGAUUCUUGCUAUAAUUUAACUUUAUUUCAAAGGUGUGAGGCAGACAGAAUCAACACUAGAUGAAGCAAACCAUUGACUUUCGUGCGAUAAGAUGAUUGUAGUCCUAUAGGUCAGGAAACUAAAGUUUAAUUUACAAUCAAGUCAUUAAGCAAGCAUCUUAUUCAUUGCCAUUGAUAAUUAUUCUAUGAAUAAUUUAGUGGUCUUAAACCAAAUGAUAAAAUAGUAACACCCCAAAUGUCACUGUUACAACUAAUCAGUCUUGAUUACACACUCCUUAUAAUGGGGCCCAGAUUAGGCCAGUUCAAAUUUAAGUUGACUUUCACAUUAAAGAGUAGUCAGUUCCUCCAUGGUAGAAUUGAAGUAUGUGGAUGAAACAGUGUGUGAUAUUUACUCUGUAAAUGCUUAUGUCAUACCUGUUUCAUGGAUAAAUAGAAGAACUUAGUGCUAAUUAUAUAGUACUUUAACCUCUAAGGCUUCAAAAUACAGCAUGGGCUACUGGAUCCCAGGGGAGUAGGGUUCUCUUUUCAGUGCUGCCUGAGAUAAAUCACUCUAUCUUCCUACCUCACUUCUCAAUCUAUAAAAUGGGGAAAUAAGAAUGUUACCAUGGUAUUUCCCCAAAGAGAUUACAGUGAAUAUACUGAAAUAUUUGUGAAGUACUUUGACUAUCUUAAAUGAGAACUCAUUGUAAUAAGAAAUUAAAAUACUACUAAUUUUUUUUUUACUAAAAUGGGUAUUCUCCAACUAUUUUUCCAUAUUGCCCUUAGGUAGGUCUUUCAUUCUUAUCCUGGUAUUCAUUUGUAAUUUUUAAAUAGACUAGCUUAAAGGUUUGCAUGACUAGAAUUUUGAUGAAUAUAUACAACAGGAAUUUAUUAAGUGAUUUCUAUGUGUAAAGAACUGAGUUAGGGGCUGGGAAUACAAAUAGAAAAGUAAGACAUCCCCUGCUUUCAAGGAGUUCACAUUCAAACAGGGCAGAGAACACAUGGAAAGUUUCAAUAUCAAGCUAGAUAAAAAGAUUGCAUGGUCUUUGGAGUAAAUAGGCAACACAAAUUUAAUGAACUAAUUACACUGGAUAUAUGAUUUAUAAUGAAUCAAAAGUAUCUCUACCCAUCAUAUUUAAUUUUAUGUGAUUUGAGCUAUCAUAGUGAAAUUAUUUUUGACAAUGUAAAUUAUGUCAUCUCUUGAUAUGCUUUCUUUGAAUAAAUGUUUAGUAGUGCCUUUUGA
Molecule: messenger RNA, 3922 nt
Organism: Dromiciops gliroides (monito del monte)
Lineage: Eukaryota; Metazoa; Chordata; Mammalia; Microbiotheria; Microbiotheriidae
Product: triadin-like
Exons: 30
Coding region: 132-1526 (464 amino acids)
Cellular component (GO): membrane; sarcoplasmic reticulum
Molecular function (GO): signaling receptor binding
Source: RefSeq, a predicted model, not a curated record